Molecule: messenger RNA, 2025 nt
Organism: Perognathus longimembris pacificus (Pacific pocket mouse)
Lineage: Eukaryota; Metazoa; Chordata; Mammalia; Rodentia; Heteromyidae
Gene: Slc16a3
Product: solute carrier family 16 member 3
Exons: 5
Coding region: 141-1529 (462 amino acids)
Biological process (GO): monocarboxylic acid transport; transmembrane transport
Molecular function (GO): monocarboxylic acid transmembrane transporter activity
Source: RefSeq, a predicted model, not a curated record
CCAGCCUUACCACCAGGGCCUGCUUGUCUCCCCAGGGUGCUGGCAGAGGUGGAGCAGGCGGGACUGAGGCUGCAGGUCGGAGACCGACCCGACGCUCUGCUGCAGCUGUCUCCUUGGUGAGGCGAGCAGCCUUCCCGGCCAUGGGCGGCGCCGUGGUGGACGAGGGCCCCUCGGGCGUCAAGGCCCCGGACGGGGGCUGGGGCUGGGCCGUGCUCUUCGGCUGCUUUGUCAUCACGGGCUUCUCGUACGCCUUCCCCAAGGCGGUCAGCGUCUUCUUCAAGGAGCUCAUGCACGAGUUUGGCAUCGGCUACAGCGACACGGCCUGGAUCUCGUCCAUCCUGCUGGCCAUGCUCUACGGCACAGGCCCGCUCUGCAGCGUGUGCGUGAACCGCUUCGGGUGCCGGCCCGUCAUGCUGGUGGGGGGCCUCUUCGCCGCCCUGGGCAUGGUGGCCGCCUCCUUCUGCAGAAGCAUCCUGCAGGUCUACCUCACCACGGGCGUCGUCACCGGCUUGGGCCUGGCCCUCAACUUCCAGCCCUCCCUCAUCAUGCUCAACCGCUACUUCAGCGAGCGGCGGCCCCUGGCCAACGGGCUGGCGGCGGCGGGCAGCCCCGUGUUCCUGUGCGCCCUGUCGCCCCUGGGGCAGGUGCUGCAGGACCGCUACGGCUGGCGGGGCGGCUUCCUCAUCCUGGGGGGCCUGCUGCUCAACUGCUGCGCGUGCGCGGCGCUCAUGAGGCCGCUGGUGGCCGCGGCCCCGCCGGGCGGGGGCCCCCCGCGCCAGGCGCGGCGGCUGCUGGACCUGAGGGUCUUCCGGGACCGCGGCUUCGUCGUCUACGCGCUGGCGGCCUCCAUCAUGGUGCUGGGGCUCUUCGUGCCGCCCGUGUUUGUGGUGAGCUACGCCAAGGACCUGGGCGUGCCGGACACCAAGGCCGCCUUCCUGCUCACCAUCCUGGGCUUCAUCGACAUCUUCGCCCGGCCCACGGCUGGCUUCAUCACGGGCCUCCAGAAGGUGCGGCCCUACUCCGUGUACCUCUUCAGCUUCGCCAUGUUCUUCAACGGCUUCACCGACCUGACGGGCUCCACGGCCGGCGACUACGGGGGCCUGGUGGUCUUCUGCAUCUUCUUCGGCAUCUCCUACGGCAUGGUGGGCGCCCUGCAGUUUGAGGUGCUCAUGGCCAUCGUGGGCACCGAGAAGUUCUCCAGCGCCAUCGGGCUCGUGCUGCUGCUGGAAGCCAUGGCGGUGCUCAUCGGGCCCCCGUCUGGCGGGAAGCUGCUGGACGCGACGCGCGUCUACAAGUACGUGUUCAUCCUGGCGGGCGCCGAGGUGCUCGCCUCCUCCCUGGUGCUGCUGCUGGGCAACUUGUGCAUGGGGAAGCGGCGUGAGGCCGCGCAGCCCGCCGCCGCCGCCGCCGAGAAGCCCCACAAGCCCCCCGUGGACGGGAGGGUGGACUCGCAGGAGGUGGAGCACUUCCUGAAGGCAGAGCCCGAGAAAAACGGGGAGGCGGUCCACACCCCAGAAACCAGCGUGUGAGGGGCCGGGCCGGGCCGGCGGGGCGCAGGGACGAGGUACAGAGACUGGCAACGCUCAUAUUUAUUUCACCAACAGGACCAGCUGAGGCGGGGCCAUCGGCUUGGCUCUGGCUGCCUGGUCAGCGGGUCAGAGUUUGGCGGGGGGAGGUGGCAGGGUGGGCACCGUGUCAUUCCAAAGUGGAUCUGCGGUGAAGCCAAGCCCCACGGUUACUAGCUGCCCGCGCCGGGGUUUCCCAGCCCGCCAGCCUCGUGCAGCCUGUGCCCCCGCCCCCACCCCUGCGGCCAAGGACCUAGAAACCCACGCUUUGGAGACAACACGACUUUAAUCAGAGGGUGUGUCCGGGACAGGCUGGAGGGGGCACUGCCCAGGGCCUGACUCCACCACGCCCACCCUCCUGCUCCUGCCCCCGCCGGGGGGAGGAGCCUCAGGAGUGCAUCCCGGGAGCUGCCUGCCUGCUGCGCUGGUCCCACUCCAUUAACAAACAACCUGGUUACUA